Messenger RNA from Coccomyxa subellipsoidea C-169, 3222 nucleotides. RefSeq lists its product as hypothetical. The record is from RefSeq and is a predicted model, not a curated record. The transcript is spliced from 15 exons. NCBI's taxonomy places the organism in Eukaryota, Viridiplantae, Chlorophyta, Trebouxiophyceae, Coccomyxaceae. Bases 1 to 3222 code for a protein of 1073 amino acids.
AUGAGCGAAAGCAAAUUCUCGCUCGGGCCCGCCCUAGCUCAAUUCAGAAAGUUAGGGCACAAGAAGGGUAAAGAGGAGGCAGGAGUGUCCGGCUCAGAGGCAAUGCCCGAGGCAAAUAGUAUUUCUAUUGCUGGUGUCACACGAGAAGAGCCAGGUGCAGAGAUUGCUUCUGCCCUGCCAACCUCAGCAGUGGCAGACAACAGGACAGAGCUGCACAGCAAGGACCUCAAAAGGCAGCAGCCAGAGGCCUGGGAGAUUCCUGAGCUCGAAGCUGGUCACCGCCCCCUGAAGCGCCUGCGAAAGGAAAGCAGCACAGAGGAGGCCGCAGCGGAUGCCCCUAUUGCACUUCCCAGCGGCCUGGAGGACAGCAUGAGCAAAGGCAGCAGCCACCGGAGAGAGGCUGAUGCAGAGGGGGCAGCAUCUGAAGCGGCAGAAGAGAGGGGAGAGCCCUCGGAAAAAAGGGAUGGGGGUGGUGAUGUCGACAGAGAGGGCGAUGAGGAAGGGGAGCAGGAGGACGAUGAGGAUGAAGCAAAGGACGGGUGGAGGGCUAACGACACAAUUUGCACCAAAUGCGAUGAUGGCGGCGAGCUGAUUCUGUGCGACGGCGGCUGCAUGCGCGCAUUCCAUGCGGGGAUCAAGCCGGCGGAGGAAGAGGAGGAAGGCCCGGUUUACGUGGACGAUCCCGGCUCCUGCAACCCGCUCCAAAUUGGGGCUGAGCUGUUCAUGCGCUUCGAUUCCACGAACGAGCCCUUCAUGUGCCCCAACUGCCACAGCGGCAAGCACCAGUGCUUCGCCUGCAAGGUGGAAGGCAGUGUGGGAGGGUCUUCAAGUGGUCUUCCAGAGGUCUUCAAGUGCACUGUGGGCGACUGCGGCCGCUUCUACCACGCAAGAUGCCUCAACAAGGAUCCUCAGGAAAUGGCCAUAUUCUUUGUCUGCCCGUUGCACACCUGCAAGAGGUGCAAUGAGGGGGAGAAUGCAGAGAAGGGUGAGGUGAUCAGCUGCCGCCGCUGUCCAGUCGCCUACCAUGCGGGCUGCCUGCCAAAGAAGAUCCUGAACUCCCCUGUCACGCGCGUGUGGAUCACCAGAAAGCUUGACAAGGAAGGGAACGUGCUGCCGCCGCCGCUUCCACGCACAAAAGCUGUCGAGCCAGAAUGUGACAUCGGGCAGUCGCUGCUGUACUGCAUGCGCCACGACAUGGCCCUCGGCGAUGCAACUCCUGUUAUGGGGGAGCUGUUCUCCCCGCAGCUGCGACGCCUGUGGGCCAAGGCGCAGGCCACCAAGUUCCCGGACCUGCUCUGGUCGCGCGACAUCAUGGACAGAUUUGCUGCCAGGGCUGAGCGUCGCCGGCAGCAGGCCAAGCAGAACGCGCAGGCAGAGAGGGCUGCAACUCAGGCGUCCAAGCAGGCAGGGGUGGCAAGAGCAGUGCCGCAGGCUGCGCCAAAGAAGGCUGCGGUGUCCAAGGGCGCGGCCCCUGCCGCAGGCGCAGCGGUCGCCGUGCCGAAACGGCCGCGCACCAAGCCCCAGCCGGCACCGGCAGCCUCGGCUGCUGCGGCCGUGGCGCGCAAACCUGCGCCGGUUGCGAUUGACGACAAUGAGAUUCCUCUGGCUGUGCGGAUUGCUGCAGGCAGGAAGGCGCAGCAGCAGCGGCCGCAAAAGCCGGCGCCAAUAGUGGUCGAGGCGGAAUACAUCCCUUUCGAGGACACACCUGCAGAGCCAGUGCCCGCCGUGAGGCCGCCAUCCCCUGUCAAGCCGCCCAUUAAGAAAGAUUCAGCAUCCGCCCCGCGCCAGUCUGAGCAUGAGAAGCGAUUGCCUGCCCCAGACACCAGGGGUGAUGCUUCAGCGGCCCCUGUCGAGGCAGAGGCUGUCCAGGCAGAGGAAGCGGCAGUGCCAGAGCCUGAGAUGAGCCCUGCUGUGCCCGAUGUGCUGCCGCCCGCAAAGCAACCCAUGGUGAGACUGUUGCCGCGACUGUCGAGCGAGGAGGGAGCACCAGAGGAAGUUGCCAGGCCAAGGACGGAAUCUGCAGCCGACGCGCCGGAGGAUGACAUGUGGGCGGCGGACGCGGACGAGGAAGCUGACGAUGCGGAUGCGGAAGCUGCGGACCUGGUGGAAGCUGCGCCGCUGGACCUGGAAGCUGAGGCCGCCGCGGCGGAAGCUGCCCGGUCUGCCCGGCAGGAGGCAGCCGCCGCUGCUCAGGCACUGGAGGAGGAGGAGUCGCAUCUGCUGCCCUGCGAGAGGGAGUCCCACUGGACAAAGGGCGCCAUGCAGGAGCGCCUGAAUGCCUGGUGGGGUGAGGCCGAUCUUGCCAACUCACUCAGGGAUGUGGAGGCGAAUUCGCGCAAGCCCAAGCCGUAUCAAAACUCCCUCGAGCCGACCAUCACAAGGGACCGCCUAGAUGGGCACGUGAAGGCAUGCCGGGGCGCUCUGGACAAUCCGCACUCUGCCCAGCUCAUGAUGGGAAGGCUGGUGAACGAGCUGUAUCGAGCCGAGGACAACCUGCGGAUGGUGCUCGCUCCCGUUCUGCAUGGUGCCAGUUACACCUCGUACGGGCGCCACUUCACGCUGCCGUACCUUCUGGAGGAGGUGAACAAAUACCUCCUGCCCUUCAUGCUCACCGGCGACACAGUGGUCGACUUCUCCUGCGGCUACAACGUGUGGCUUCCCAUGCUGAAACGCAUGGGCCUCGCGGAAGGCUUGGAGAUCCAUGGGCGGGCCUUUGACAUCAUUACUGCCAAGGACACCGAGGACUUUGUCAAGUCCAGCUGGCUCGAUGUUGAUUUCGGACAACUGCCCCGCGGCGACAAAUUGGUGAUUGGACUGAACCCGCCCUUUGGCAAAAACGGCUGCCUGGCGAGCAAAUUUGUGACUCAUGCCGCCCAGUUCCAGCCGCGCGUAAUCGUCCUCAUCGCUCCACCUGGCACAAUUAUCCCGCCCGGCUACAUCGUGAUGCUGGAGGAGACAAGGCUGAUGGCAGGAGAGGCAUUCUUCAAGCCGGGCGUCGACAAGGCCUCCUGGAACGAUGUUCCCCCCUCCACGCGCAUCCUCAUCCGCGAAGAUUACUUCACCCUGGCACUGGACAGGACUGGGCCCCACACGCAAGUCAUCUGUACGCAUGAGUUCCAGCACCCGCCGAGGAUGCCGCCACAGAUGCUGCCUGUGUUUGGGCAGAUGCCCCUGCACCACCUCGGGCCGCCCAUGGGGUUUAACAUGCAGCAGGGCUACUGA